AUGGAGCAACAACUUUCGAAUAACACGUUUAGUUUCAGUCUUCAAAUUGCCAGAUUUGAUGUUCCCCCUCAAGCUAUUUAUCCUGUUUUUAUCAUUGGGGCACUAGUCUAUUCAUUUGCAAUAUUUUGUAAUGUAACAAUUUUAGCAUUGAUUGUUACACAGCAAAACCUUCAUAAGCCCAUGUUCUACAUUUUUUUCAGUCUUCCUUUGGCAGACGUAAUAGCAAUUACAUGUGCUUUGCCUAGAGUGCUUCUCGAUAUUGUAACCCAAACAAAUAUGAUCUACUAUCCAACAUGUGUCCUGCAGGGAUUUUUGCUUCAUUUAUAUGGAGGUAGUGUACUUUUUAUCCUGGCAGCCAUGUCAUUUGAUCGUUAUAUAGCUAUAUGCAAGCCACUCAGAUAUAACUCUAUAAUGAGUCCAUAUGUAGUUUGUGGUGUGAUAGCACUGACUUGGGGAUUUGACCUUUUAAUGAUUGUUGUAUUGUUUGCUCUUCAGGCAAGAUUUCCAAAAUGUAAGACAUUUAUUUUUAAUGUUUAUUGUAGUAAUAGUGCACUCUUACAACUUUCAUGUGGUGGUGACCUUACCGUGAACAAUGUUUAUGGAUUAGCUGUAACUGGGUUAAUGCAGGGCAUAAGUGUGAGUAUUCAGUUAUUUUCGUAUGUACAAAUUCUUAAGACCUGUCUUUCCCACACACAUAUAGAAGCAAGAAGUAAGGCUGUACACACAUGUUUAGCGCAGAUAAUAACAUUUGUGUUGUAUGAAAUAGUUUCCACCAUUACCAUACUUUCAUAUCGUUUUCAGAAUAUACUACCCACUGCACAACAUAUAUGCGGUUUAAUGAUUUUCACAAUUCUUCCAGUUGUUAAUCCAAUUAUAUAUGGUAUGAAAACAAGAGACAUUAGAAAUACAUUUAUCAUAGUGCUGAAAAAACGGAAGGUGGCAUUUAAAUAA
Messenger RNA from Clarias gariepinus (North African catfish), 951 nucleotides. Its product is annotated as olfactory receptor 52N4-like. Bases 1 to 951 code for a protein of 316 amino acids. The record is from RefSeq and is a predicted model, not a curated record. Gene Ontology annotation, biological process: G protein-coupled receptor signaling pathway. The transcript has a single exon. Gene Ontology annotation, molecular function: G protein-coupled receptor activity; olfactory receptor activity. Gene Ontology annotation, cellular component: membrane. Lineage: Eukaryota; Metazoa; Chordata; Actinopteri; Siluriformes; Clariidae.